Messenger RNA from Fragaria vesca subsp. vesca, 805 nucleotides. RefSeq names its product CASP-like protein RCOM_1302390-like. The record is from RefSeq and is a predicted model, not a curated record. NCBI's taxonomy places the organism in Eukaryota, Viridiplantae, Streptophyta, Magnoliopsida, Rosales, Rosaceae. The coding region runs from base 111 to 668 and encodes 185 amino acids. The transcript is spliced from 3 exons.
ACAUUGAUGUCCAUGUCUCGAGCUCAGAUUAUGAUAUAAAUACCACAGUUCUACCUUCAUGAACUGAAACUGAGAGUUGUUCUUAGUUCUUACAUUACUGGCUUCCAGAAAUGAGAGGAAACUCAGAUGACAAUGCCCCAAAUAUCCCUCUUCUGAAGCUCAUAGAUUGCUCCCUUAGGGUUUCUGUGAUUCCUCUUAGUAUUGCAACUAUAUGGUUGACUGUGACCAACCACCAGGACAACACUAGCUAUGGGAAGCUGCACUUCAGCAAUUUCAUGGGCCUCAAGUACAUGGUUUGGAUCAGCGCCAUUUCUGCUGUAUAUGCUUGUGUUGCUGCUGUGUCCUCAUGGAUCAAAUGCUUAGUCUCUAAAGCUUGGCUUUUCUUUGUCUCUGACCAGAUAGUGACCUACUUAAUGGUCACAUCUGUGGCUGCAGUGAUGGAGAUGGUGUUUCUGGCUUAUAAAGGUGACAAGGCAGUCUCAUGGAGUGAAGCUUGUGCUUCAUAUGGGAAAUUCUGCAGCAGAAUGAAAUUGGCCUUGGUUCUCCAUUCUCUUGCCCUUUUUAGCUUCCUUGUUUUAGCUGUGAUUUCUGCUUAUAGGGUCUUCAGCAUGUGUGAGGCACCUUCUGUUUCUCACAAAGAGGUGGAGUUAGAAGAGAACACUACUUAGAUGGUUUCUAGAAUAGAGGUUUUGUUCCCUUUAGAAGAGAUCAUUUCAUUGGUUAUAUUCUAGAGGUUCUGUUCUAUGGAGUUAUGUAAGGGGUAAACUUAAUUGUUCUGUUAUACGUACAAAUACCUAAAGCAUCU